CCAUAAAUGUAAAUGAUCAAGAGGUCUUCUGUUUCUGAUUGAAUAAUGUCUGGAGUGUGGCGCACUGGAACUAGAGCUUUCAUCAGAUUAUUAGAAAUCUGCAACAGAACCGAGUGGUGAAGAUGUGUCCAGCCCUUGGCUGAAGGCCUGCUUUCCUUGUGCCAACAAUAUGCCUAAGCAGGUAGAAGUACGAAUGCAUGAAAGCCACCUGAGCCCUGUGGAGCCAAGGCCCAAGAAUGUAUGCCUGCGGUUCUGCCAAUCACUCAGAAAAAACCUGCUCCUGUCUCUUACUGUAUUUGGUGUCAUCAUGGGUGCAUUGUGUGGGGGUCUUCUUCGCCUGGCAACUCCUAUUGAUCCUGACAUCAUCAUGUUAAUAGCCUUCCCAGGAGAUAUCCUUAUGAGGAUGUUAAAAAUGUUGAUCCUACCUUUAAUUAUAUCCAGUUUAAUCACAGGACUGUCAGGUUUGGAUGCUAAAGCUAGUGGCCGAUUGGGCACAAGAGCCAUGGUCUAUUACAUGUCCACUACUAUCAUUGCUGCUGUGCUAGGGGUGAUUCUGGUUUUAGCCAUUCACCCAGGAAAUCCAAAACUCAAGAAGCAGCUGGGAGAAGGAAAGAAAAAUGAUGAAGUAUCCAGUUUGGAUGCUUUCUUGGAUCUCAUCCGGAACCUGUUCCCUGAAAAUCUAGUCCAAGCAUGCUUCCAGCAGAUCCAAACUGUCACUAAGAAAGUGCUGGUGCCCCCACAAACUGAAGAAGCACCUAACGUCACUGACUCUGUCUUUGCUCUGAUGAACGAGACGAUGACCGAAGCACCACCAGAAGCCCAGCUGGUCAUUAAAAAGGGGCUGGAGUUUAAAGAUGGAAUGAAUGUCUUAGGCCUGAUAGGGUUCUUCAUUGCUUUUGGCGUUGCUAUGGGGAAGAUGGGAGAGCAGGCCAAAGUGAUGGUGGAUUUCUUCAGCAUCCUGAAUGAGAUUGUAAUGAAACUAGUGACUAUGAUCAUGUGGUACUCUCCUUUUGGCAUUGCCUGUCUUAUUUGUGGGAAAAUCAUUGCAAUUAAGGACUUAGAAGUGGUUGCUAGGCAACUUGGAAUGUACAUGGUAACGGUGAUCGUGGGCCUUCUCAUCCAUGGUGGGAUCUUCUUGCCUUCACUGUACUUUGUGAUAACAAGGAAAAGCCCCUUCACAUUCCUUGCUGGCAUUUUCCAGGCAUGGAUCACAGCUCUAGGCACAGCUUCCAGUGCUGGUACAUUACCUGUCACUUUCCGUUGUCUUGAAGAAAACUUGGGCAUUGAUAAGCGUGUAACAAGAUUUGUCCUGCCUGUUGGAGCAACAAUAAACAUGGAUGGGACGGCCCUUUAUGAAGCAGUUGCUGCCAUCUUCAUAGCACAGAUGAAUGGAAUUGUGUUGGAUGGUGGGCAGAUAGUCACUGUGAGUCUGACAGCCACCUUAGCAAGUGUUGGAGCUGCCAGUAUACCCAGUGCAGGACUGGUCACCAUGCUUCUCAUCCUCACCGCGGUGGGUCUCCCUACUCAGGACAUCAGUCUGCUUGUUGCUGUUGACUGGCUCUUAGACCGGAUGAGAACAUCAGUAAAUGUUGUAGGAGAUUCUUUUGGUGCUGGCAUUGUGUAUCACCUCUCCAAGGCAGAGCUGGAAAACCUGGAUUCCCAGCAUAAGGGGCAUGAAGACAUUGAAAUGACCAAGACUCAGUCAAUUUAUGAUGACAUGAAAAAUCAUAGGGAAAACAACUCAAACCAAUGUGUUUAUGCAGCUCACAACUCUGUCAUAGUAGAUGAAUGCAAGGUGACACUGGCAACCAAUGGCAAAUCUGCAGACUUCACUGUUGUUGAGGAAGAGCCUUGGAAACGUGAAAAUUAAGGAAAGCGAGUCCCAUCUCCAUCUUUAAUAAGCCCCUGAAGCUAUCUUAUGGUAAAAGAUAUCAAGAUUAAAGAAUAUUUCUCUAUUUAUUUAACAUCUAAAGUUUCUGCUUAUUUAAUUUGUUAACCGAAACUUAGCAAAGAUCUCAUAAAGUCAUUGUGGCUGCCGUGUUUUUGCCAAAUAGUGAUCCAUAACUAUCUGUCUCACUUGUACUGUUUGAAUGGAUGCAGCUGGAGAAUACUCUAUGAAUUAACAGUUAUGUUCUCACCAGCCUCUCUCUUUUGCUCAAGAUGCAGAAAAUGUAGAUGCUGCAAAAUGGAAAGAUCAAAAAGCCAGUAUGGCUUUCUCCAGGGACUCAGGGUAAUGAACAUAUAGUAUCAUAUAAACCUUAAAUUGUUCUCAGUGUCUCUUCUUGUGAUGUAUGUACAAAUCAGUACUGCAGUGUACCUUUGGUACAGACAACAUUGUGUAACUACACUAUUUAUUGUAAGUGUCUCUAAAGGUUUUCUAUAAGUUUUAUUGAUAAUUAGCAGCUGGCAUGGGGGACUCAGAAUUUUCAUCUUCCCAGGUACACUUUAAAUUAAGUGUCUCAAAUAAAUAUUUCAUUUAGAUUUUGGGGGCCAAAUUCACCCCAGGCAUAACUUUAUUAAAUUCAGUGGAGUAAAUACAAAGGGCCAGGUCCCGGGCCUUUCAGAUAGCACCAGAUUCUGAUGCUCUCUUCACAUCAAAUAGAACCUUACAGCCCAUGUAGUCCCUCUGAAACUAUUCAAGGAGAAUGAUGUUAUUCAACUUAAGGAAGGCACCAGAAUCUGUCCCCAAAUGAUUAUUGAACAUUCUUUUUGUUGAGGAUGAGCAAUUAUAUGUAAUAGGGUGUUAAAAUGUAAUGGUGCUUAGCAUACGUUGGUUUGUUAACUAAGCUAAACUAAAUGUAUAUUUAGGACACUUAAUUUGAAGUGAUAACUAUUUUUCUUCUCAAGUCCAUCUUAGAUUUGAGCCAAUGAGCUAAAUCCUGAAGUCAUUACCUGGUCAAAUUUUGCAUUGAAGUCAAUGGGAAUUUUGCCAGAGUUAGGACUGAGUGAAAAGUAAACCAGGACUUCAGGAUUCAGUCCAAUAAAUUUAAUCCUCAUCUCUCUAUUGUGAAGAAACAAUUUGUAUAAAUGUCUUUGAUGUCAGACAAGCAGUGAUUCUAGACCACAUGGCGUAUGAAUAAACAAGGCAGAGUUUUGUCGACACAGUAUAACUAAUGUAAGAUGUAGAGGUGCAAUAAUCAUUCUCUUAGGUUGUUUAAAAGGUGCUUAUUAAAAAUCAGUGCUUGUAAAGACAUAGGUGUACUCUAUUAUGAAAUUAAUAAUGUUUUACAGCAAAUCUGAGCCAGGUAGCUGUGGGAAAGUCUGCCCUCUGAACAAACCUUCUGUGAUGUGAGUGUUUCUUAAAAUGUUCUCUGAGCUGUCCAGCCUAUGAGCUUAUAAUGAACCUACCUACAAGGUGAGAUGGGAAAUGAAACACACAUGCUUCUCUCUGUCCAUGCACAGUGCAGUGCUGCCAUUGACGUAAACUGGAAUAACAUGUGUGAAUGUAGAGUUUAAACAAUAAUCCAGUCUAGUUUUGCUAAUUUGUAUUGUGUUAGCUAUUCCAAUGAAGUCACUAUGGGCCCCUGCUAGUAAGGACUACUCACCUGUUUAAUGGUUUGCAGAAUCAAACCUAUAGUCAACAUAUUCACCAUUCAAAUAUUUGUAGCUGUGCAGUAUUUUCCAUGGGAACAUUAGUGCUCUUUUGACAUCCCCUUGCUGCCUCACUAACUGAAAAGUCCUAAAGAAUUUAAUAGCUAUUAAACUACUGUGAGUUCUAUAGACAUUAUUCUGACAACCUAAAGAAUUCAAUAGAGAAUUAGUCCUUUUCUGUAGGUCUUUUGUACUGUUCUAUGGAAUUCUGUUCCAUCUUGUUCAACUUAUUUAAUGGAAAUUGUGGGUACACAGAACUUCUCAGGAUCAGGGACUUAGUCUGGAUUUGAAGAAGAGUUCACUUCCCUGAUCCCCACAGAAAGAGAUCAAUUGCCCAAGACAGCUGUAACACUCUCUAAAAUGAACUCUAACAUUUGGGCUGUUGGCUUACCUCACAUGAAAGUCACUCAGAGCUAAGUAGCAAUUGUAUAGGAUGACCAUAUUUCCAAAAGACAAAACAGGACCCCCCAGCUGCUCACCUGUGGCCCCUUUCCCCCCAUGCAAGGCUGUUCCCCGUCACAGGUACCCUGCAGGGGCCCCCUCAGGAGGCUAUUGCCAAUUGCUGGAACCUUGCUGCCCUCCACCCCCCAUGCUGGAACGCUCCCCCCCCCACACACGGGGGGCUGGCAUCUCUGCUCGCCCCCUCUGCACCGCACCCUGCUUUUUUGGACAAAAGCGGGUAUUUGUCCCAUUUGCUCUUGCCAGCUGGUCAAGUCAGCAAGAGCAAACGGGAUAAAUGCCUCCUUUUUUUAAAAAAAAAAAAAGUCGGGACAGCCAGGACAGGACUUAAAAAAGGAUCUGUCCCAGCCAAAACGGAACGUAUGAUCACCCUACAAUUAUACCAGACUAGAACAUAGUGUUUGUUAUAGUGUAGAGCUUGGGUUCUCAAAGGUUUUCAUAGCCUGGCCCAUAUUUUAGAGAGGUGGUCUCCUAAACCACUUCCAUCCUAUUCAUAAUAAUCUAACUUCCCUGUGGCAGCUACAGCAAUUGCCUACAGAGAAAGGUAACAUUAGGAAAGUGUUUAGUGUAUUUUUAGCUAUCUUUUAAAGCAAUAUGAUAGCUGGAAACAGGUAGGAGAGCCAGCACCAUGUGACUAAGCUGCUCCACACAGUUACCUAUUGAGAAACACUGUUUCAGACAUCCUUCCUUACACUUAUCUGCUUUGGACAUAUUGCCCUUUAAAAAGUGAUUCUUCAGAUGGGACUAGAGGAGGAGGAGGUGAAAAUCUAGAGUAACUCCACUCACGUACAGAGAGCAAAUUUGGGGCUUUAGUUUUGACUAAAAAAGCAGACUGUAGGACUUUUAAGUAAGACUUUAUAGUUUCAGUAACUCAGGGAACUUUCAAAGAUAAUUACAAUGUCAUUCUUCUACUUAUAAUAUAGAAAUGUGCUACUUAUGGGAAACACUUUGGCUAUCUCCCAGGCUGAAUUCUCCCAUGUAAUAUUUAAUGUGAAGCUACUCUGGCACAGUACUGAAUUUAACCAUCAAAAAGCUUUCCAUUUCUUGGGGGAAAAUGUAACUCAUACUUGGCUUGCAGUUGGUAAUUUGCUCAUUCCACAUGAGGCUGGGUUGCUGCUUAACUAAACAAACAAGAAAAAAACCCAGGAAAUGGCCACUCGAGCUAAUGCAAGUUUCACAUUUGAGUGGAUAAUGCUUGUCACUGUCACAUCGUCCUUUAGUCUCAUUAUUUUGCAUCUGGCCUUCAGUGUUCUCUUCCUUUACUCAUUUCCCCAUUGUUUGGAUGGCAAAACUCAAGGAUGAGCACAGGAGAAAGCAGUACACACGCCCUUGAGUUAUUUCCAUGUGAACUGAAGUUCCCUUCUCCAGUCAUUUUCUUUGCUCUGCUCUCAGCUAGUCCCUUGCUGCUUACACAAGUAUGAUAUAUAUGUGCCCUCUAGAAUACUGACAUCAUCAGUGGAAUAUGGAAAGCCUUGAUCCUGGUAAGCAUCCUUAGUCAGGAAAGCAUUUAAGCUCAUGGUUAAAAUUUAGCAGCACAUGCUUUUCUGAAUAGGACUGUAGUUAAGCACCUGCUUGAGAACUUUGCUGAAUGAGGGCCAUGACUCUGUUAGGGUUUGUUCUGGUGCUAGCCUUCAAGGCCCAGUGCACAUUAUAGUUAACUUGGGGAAACAGUUUGCUUCUGAACUUGUUCCUUCUUCUGUACUCCUCCAGAAAAACAAAGACUGCACCAGCACUUUGUAUAAAACAAGAAGUUUGCACAGGUCUCAUGCAUUAAGAUGCCCCUAUAUUUAUGCCAAUUAGACAGUGUUACAAUAAGGGCCCCUGUCAUUUAAAACUGAGAGACUAUUUUUGUUUCUUUGGAAAACAGGGACUGUGCCUGCAAGAUGCUGACCACUCUGAAUUCCCUUUGGGAAUUGAGGAUUUAUGCUUCCUUCCAGGAAACACUUAGCAACUGGCUGCCUGAACACAGCCUGAUCAACCCAACUAUAUGCACUAAAAACUCCCAUUAAUUUUAAGAUGGAGAAGGAUUAUUAUUUUUCAUCCUUCACCAUUCCAGAGCAGUUGCUAUUAAUACAUUGUCUGUUCUUAAUGCUAGCUGGAGACUUUGACCCCGGUCCUACAUUGUUGGAAAGCAAUUGGGGUUUCAUCAUUGAUUUCAGUGGGAGCAGGAUCAGAGCCUGUACUUCAUGUUGAGGCCCAUGCUGUCUUAUUUGAAAUGGUCUGUUUUCAAUUUCUGUACAUAUAGCAAUCUCAGUCAUUUAUAAUUAUAAAUACACCAUCAUUCCUCCACCUGCAAAGACCAAAAUAUAGGCCACAACAUGAGAGAGAGAAGAAAAUCAAUGUAUGCUGUAAGCUAAAAUAAUGAGGAAUUAAUUCAUUCAUAAAUAGGGCUAUUGUGGGAGCUUGUUUUGUCAAUGCUGGCAGGUAAGCCACAGACAAUAAUAUGGAUUCUGAUUAAAUUGACUGAAUGGUCUGUGUUGUCAGCUUUUGAAAGCUUUUUAAACUCUUGCAAUAUAGAAGACUCUAAGAAGGGUCAAGGUUCAACAGUGGCCCCUCCCACCUCCUUCAGCCAAUGGAAACAGACUGUGCAAUUCCUUCUGCCUGAUCCCAGUGAAUGAUCUUUUCUUGGUUCUCUAGCUGACGAUGCCCCCCCCAUCCAAAAGGUCUCUGCCAACAUGCCAUAAAGGAAAAUCACUUCCCAUUCCCAAAUCCAGCAGUGUGUUUAAACCUCUGCCUCUGAAUUCAGAUCACUGUCAUUAAACUUCUGAUCUGUUUAUACCCCGAGAUAUAGCUAGUGUCCAUUUUUGUCUAAAAUCCUAGUAAAUGGACUCUGCCAACACCUCUGGGAACACAGAAUUCCAAACACUAUGGGGUUUUAAAGAUCCUUGAGCAGUAUAGAUUUCUGAUUUGUUUUCCAAGUAUUGGUAUCAUCAGUCCUUGGGUUGGUACUUUGAUGGAUACCGAUGUUUAGCAGAGCAAACUACUUGUCUUAUAAAUAGAAGCAGCAGCAAAAAACAACAGAGCUCAAAUUAAUUUACUCUGGCAACUGCCUAUAUUUUCUUUGCUUUCCCAGCCUCAUGCUGUUAUAUGAUUCCUGUUGUAGCAGCUCAGCAGCAAUCAAACAGUUUUCUGAAAACAGCAUCAGUUGCCAAUCUAGCCUCUGACUUCUACAGCCUCUUGUAAUGCCUUUAGAAAGGCUUUGAUCUUUAGUACCAGGCCUGAAAAACCCUAUUAUGAAUAUUUAAAGUACAUCUCCUGCUCAUCAGAUUAAGUCCCAUUUGUUCCAUUUUUGUUUAUUGCAUUUGGCACCUUAUAAAAAUAUACUGCAGUAUUCUACUGUACCGAGCCAGAAGACUACAGUUGAUCAUAUUACUGUGACUUCUUGGGCCAUUACUGUAAUAUUUGUCUUGUGCGUUAUUGUCAUAAGCAUAUAGCACAUUGGGACAAAUUCUUCUCUGGUGUAACUCUACUGAUCCGAAUGGAGUUACGCCAGGGAUCAAUUCUGCUGCUGCUGCAGUAGCAUGAUCAUUAUUUUUAGGCCAUCUUAUAAUGUUGUGUUGAAACUACUGCUACACAUAGAAUGUAUUAUGAAAAACAUAGCUUUGAGAGUGAUCUUUUCCAGUCAAGCUGAUGAUGUUGAAGAAAAGACUUUUAUCUAGUUUUGUGUCGCAGACGAGUGAUGUACAGAUUAUAGCUAUAGCCAUUACAAAAAGCAACUUCCCUGCACAACAAUGUUAUAGAGUAAGGGAAGGGAGGAUAAGGAGGAAAUGUGAAACAAAUUUGCUGAACUUUGCCCUGAGACAGUGUUCCAGAAGUGUUAAAUUCUUGCCCAAUAUUCACCAGAAGCAAUAUUUUGUAACAUACAUUUUUCACCUCUCCCGUAAUCUUGCAUUCCCCCUACACACACACACCGGCAGGGACCAGUCCUGCAGUUCUCAGGCAGACUCUGCCAUCCUGGUAUUUCUUAGGCAAAACUUCCACUAAAGUCAAUGGGAGCUGUGCCAGAGAGAGGCCUGCAGAAUUGGGUCCACACUGAUAGUUAUCCUUUGCUUCCCCCUAUUUCUUCCUAGGCUCUUGUUUGAUAUUGAAUUGAAAUCUGUUGCUGUAAUGAGCCACAGUGCUGCUACUUUUCACUAAUGCCCAGGCACUGAGAACUUGUUUAUCUGUGGAAUGCAUGGGUUUAGUGACACAAGACUCUUUAGAACCAAUCCCCAGUGUUUCCUCCUACCCAAGAGACAUCUUCAUCUGGUAAGUUGAAACCUGACACCUAUCUGCUACCCACAGUUACAAUUCCUAAUGGAUAUGGCAGUAAUGCAUUUAAAGCCAUGGUCCUUUAUAAACCCUGAGCUCCAUAUGGUAACAUUGUUUAAGCAUACUGUUGAGGCACUGCAUAGGUUUUCUGCUAGUUAAAGAUGCCACUCACCAAUGUGCUAAUGAAGGGUUUGGAGAGGCAGGGAGGCAUGAUAUUUCUUACAUCACCCAGCUUUUUGGUUUAUUUCCCCAAAUCACCUAUUUGUCUAUCUAGGUUCUUAUAUAGAUAUGUCACCUGCCGUUGUUGGAGUAUUUAAUGCUUCUGGUUUGAUUUUUGUAACUAAAGAUAGGACCGAGAGUCUUCAAUAUUUUCAAGAAAUACUCUGAGACAUACACCUUUACAUAGAGAGGAAACUUAUAAAAUUGUGUUUGAUAGAUAGCACCACAUAGCCUAGAUGGUCUAAUUACUGCAUAGAACUUUGUACAUAAAUAGGAUACUUCAUGGGGAUUUUUGUAUCGUUCUUUUCUAUUUGUUUUCUACAGUUUUGGAAGACCAUUUGCAAAGCAUAUUUACAAACAGAUUUUGCAGUCAGUAUUGUAGAUUCAAGUAUUCCCAUUUUUGGCUUCAUGUAGGCUCGUAAGUUCUCAUGUACUGCAGGUUGUCUUUCCUCCUUAAAGAAUAUUGCAACAAAAAUGUAUAGACUUCUUUCCAACCUAUCCUGCUUGCUUUCUUAAUGUAGCCAGUUUAUACUCUAGUGUGAACUGUAAUUUAUAGAAUGCAUGAGAAAAGAAUUACACGUGUAAUUACACUUGUUAAAUAUGGUAUGCUCAAAACUGAUUCAGCCAUUAAUACAGAUUUUGUGGGUGUGUACCUGUUCUCCAGAAACCAGAAAGAACUACAAUGUAGAUGGAAUUAAAUUACUUAGUAUCUGUAAUUUACAGACACACAAAUAUUUUCUUACAAUAUUUUAUAUAUGACCAUAUAAGAUAAGGGAAAAAAUUCUUACAGGUGAUCCAUACCUUAGAGCAAAACCAGUUUUCUAACAGCAUUUUAGGAUUAAUAUUUUUUUUCUGUAUUUUGUUUAAUGAACUAAGAAAAGCAAUUUAGUGAUGAAUUAUAAGCAAAGCACAAAAUGCAAUAGGAAUUAAGAAUUUUGAGGUGUCCUUAAAUGCUGCAGUUCACUAUGGAACACUGUAUUAUUAUAUCCUAAACAAUCUUCUAGAUUGACAGUUUUAUGGAUUUCUCAUCCCUUAAUUGUGACAUUUGGCUUGGUUUUACCUGGGCCAAACCCUUAGUUGUUUCUCAGGGUCAGAUCCUGAAUAACUGAUUUACCCACAACUCUUAGGUCAGGGUCAGCAACGUUGGCACGCGGCUCACCAGGGUAAGCACCCUGGCGGGCCGGGCCAGUUUUAUU
This is a messenger RNA of Terrapene triunguis (Three-toed box turtle), 9716 nucleotides long. RefSeq names its product solute carrier family 1 member 2 (gene SLC1A2). Gene Ontology annotation, cellular component: plasma membrane. The coding region runs from base 170 to 1870 and encodes 566 amino acids. The record is from RefSeq and is a predicted model, not a curated record. Gene Ontology annotation, biological process: L-glutamate transmembrane transport. Gene Ontology annotation, molecular function: L-glutamate transmembrane transporter activity; glutamate:sodium symporter activity; neutral L-amino acid transmembrane transporter activity. NCBI's taxonomy places the organism in Eukaryota, Metazoa, Chordata, Testudines, Emydidae. The transcript is spliced from 12 exons.